Messenger RNA from Anguilla rostrata (American eel), 2271 nucleotides. RefSeq names its product transmembrane protein 263-like. NCBI's taxonomy places the organism in Eukaryota, Metazoa, Chordata, Actinopteri, Anguilliformes, Anguillidae. The record is from RefSeq and is a predicted model, not a curated record. The coding region runs from base 268 to 639 and encodes 123 amino acids. The transcript has 3 exons.
CGUGUGACGCAAGAUUGAACAUAGACGAGAGCGUGGUAGCAAUCUCCGGGACCCCUAGUUGCAGCGCCACGUCGGCAGAGUGGAUAGUCAGCCUACUGUGAUGAUAAAUAGAGACUCAUUGAAUGUUGACGUGUUGGGUUAGCUUAAAAAAAAACUAGCUUUCGAUUGCAGCAUUAAGUGUAGAGGUGCUGUCUUUAUUUGGAACAUUUGUGAGAGUUUGGUGUAGUUAUCUGUCUCUACUGUUUGAGCUGGGAUAUUUCCUGAAAAAUGGUGAAGAACGCCAUCGCAGAUACUCAGCACGGAAGCAGUAAUACUCAAGUGGGGCCUGAGAUGUCAGCUGGUGAAGCUACAGAUGACGGGAAGGAGCACCCUCAGACGCAGCCGGGCGUGGUCUGGAGAGUGACAGGCGGCCUCCUCAGCGCCACCAAGGGGGUGGUGGGCGCCACAGCGGGCGGCGUGGCCUGGCUGGGCGGGAAGGGCCUGGAGAUCACCAGAUCAGCCGUGACCUCCGCUCCGUCCGUGGGGAUUGGCCUGGUGAAAGGGGGCGUGUCUGCGGUGGUAGGAGGCGUGUCCUCGGUGGGAUCUACGGUGGCCAACAAGGUUCCGUUCACAAAAAAAGCAAAGGACAAAGCAGAGUGAGGAUCUGCCCCAUGCCCCAGCCCCCUGCCCCCUGCCUCAGCCUUCUGCCCCCAGUCCCCUGCCCCUGCCCCAGCACCCUGCCCCCUGCCCCCAGUCUCCUGUGCCUUAAGACUCAUGGUCUCUCUGCUACCAAUCAGAAGCGAAACAGAACUCUUCUGUUUGCGUGUGUGUGUGUGUUCGUGUCGGUGUGUGUGCGCUCAUGCAGUCGCUCUCCCCUGCAGUUUGUGUGUCUGUGUGUUAUUUUUUUCAAAGGCGGCUUUGACUGUUUUUGUGCAAUAUGGGAGUUAUAUGCAUAAUUCACUGCCAUUCGUUCCCAGCAACAAACAAACACCUGUUAGCAACCGACAGAGGUGCAAUCUGAUUACUCAUCUCCGAGAUGUUUGAGCUCUGGGCUACGGAUGUGAGUCACAGAUGUGAGCUUCGGGCUAUGGAUGUGAGUCACAGAUGUGAGCUCUGUGGUCUAAUUGGACACUAAUGGGGUUUCUGUGCGUUUGGGCCUGACCAGAGGUGAGGUUCAGUAUGUCAUAAAGUCAUACCCAGUAUUUUGUUCCAAUCAACUGGAUUAGCUCAAUUCUUCAGCCAGGAGGUGGAACUAAUUGGUUAAAUCAGCUAAGUGAGUUCAUGGGAGGAAGAAACGCACGGCAGGACUUUUACUUUCUGAACCCUGGACGCCUUUCUAGCUCUGACCUGACCUGGCCUGGUGCUGCUGGUGCUUCACAUCAUGGUACAUGUUAAAAUGAAAAGCCAAGUGAUCUACAUGUGACACUGCGUAGGGAGUGUUUUCUCUCAUAAAGAAACCCAUCAGUAAAUAAAUGAACAGACAGGACCACGUUUCCUUUAUAGCAAUGCCCUUUUCAUCAGCAGUGGCCAAAUGGAGAGAGCAGAGCUGAGGCCUUGCGUGGUGUGGCUGUUCCUGGAUCAGCGGCUUAUUUGCUGACUGCGUGAGCUUAGCAUCUCGGAUUGGCAUACUAUUAUUCUCAAAGCGAAAUAAUUUCAGGCUUUUCUCGUGCAGAUCUGCUCAGGGUAAACUGACAUGUUUUCCAUUAUAUUUGUAUUUGAGAUUUCCAUACACAGUCUGCUUUUUCAGUGCAAAUGUUGGGGUUUGUCUCCUCCAAGACCUGGGGAGUCAGUCCGCUGCAGGGGUGCUUAAGUUAACUCCGGUCCUGAAGGGCAGGUCUGCGUGCUGGUUUUUGUUCCAACCAAUUACUUCUAGUUUCAGUGUUCUGACCGCUGUAUAAACAGUGCUGGUACACUCCUGUUCUUGACCACAGUAAAAGCGUAAGGAUACACCUUGCAGUCUGUGGCUGUAGCUGGCACUGAUACGAAUGUCAGAUCAAGAUACGAUUGAGCCAAUUAAAUAAUUGUGAGCAGAAGUUGGCACAAAAUUCUGAAAUUAAUCAGUCCUUGUUGUGCAACCCUGAUCAACAGUGCUGGACUGCUGCUGUGUCUGUGGGUUUAACUCCAGUUGUGGAGGGAAGCAGCGCCUGCAGAUUUAACUCCAGUUCUGGAGGGUUGCUGUGUCUAGAGGUUUUUGUGUUUUCUUUUCAAUCGGCAGCAAGUUUAGGUCUAGGAAACAAGGUGUAUGGACUUUUGGCUGUCAAUGUCGUGAAUUAUGUUCUUUAUCACUGAAAU